AUGGCAAGUAUUAUCAAGAAUCGGAUUAUCAAGCACCUUUCAAAAUUUGUUCGGAAUAUUACAGCUGAUCAGAUCAGCGUGCAGAUUUUGAGUGGUAAAGGAGAAUUAAAGAACAUCGAAUUAAACGAAAUUGUCUUAAGUGAAGUACUUGAAUUACCAACUUGGUUACGUGUUAAGCGAGCAGUUUGCAACAGAAUAGCUGUUAAGGUUCCGUGGACGAAAUUAAAAUCAGAACCAGUUAAACUAUUCAUUGAUGGGAUACGGGUAGAAGUCGAACUUAGUUCAGAAGAAGUUAUUAGCUGUGGCUCAAAUCCUUUGAGUGCCUUUGGAGAUUCAACAUAUGGAUUUGCUAAUCGAGUUGCAGAAGGGAUGUCACUUUAUGUUAAUUCGGUGGAGAUAAAUUUUGAUUCUGGUGUUUUUCGGGGUUCGCUGACACUUUCGAGAUUGGCGGUUGAAAGCAAAAGUCCAGCCUGGAAAACAGUCAGUGAUUUGCGAUAUACUCGAAUUGUGGAUACGAACACCAACAAAUUGCUUAUGUUUAAAAUGGUCACGUGGCAAUUAUUGCGUAUUGAGGCGUCCGCGCAAGCUAAUCCAUCACGAAAUGCGAUAAAUGCUCCGUUAAGAUUAAUCAGCAGCAACGGAAAGAGUAGAAUCAGUGUGAAAAAGUCCACUACUGAUGGUAGCGUUCUUGGUGGCCGUAUAGAGGUAAUAUUGGAUCAUAUUUUAUGGAUUGCUACUUUACCGCAAGUACGAUCUGCCAUCGCAUUUUAUGAUCACAUCAUGAAUAUUAUUAGAGCAGCUUCCAAGAAAGUGUCGGAAAUACAUCAUACGCAGUGUAUCGAAAUAAAAAUGCCAGUGAUCAGAUCGUGUUCUUCAAUUCCGGUUUCAACUCUAUUUCGCAAUUUCGAUGUUGAGCGAACGUCUUAUCAUGUUUAUGUUGGGAAAAUUGAUCUUCAUCUCUGUGAUGAUGAUCAGACCUCAGAUAGUUAUCCUGAAGAUUGGGACAUUGCUUGUGGUGCACUGCAAGUAACUCUACUGCGCCUGUGCGUUGAUUUUUAUCCAGCUGACAGCGCUGUAUCUGAUCGCAGUGACUGGAUUCGAUAUGAUAAUACAAAUCAUUGUGCUGUCUGGGUCCACAAAGUAUUACAAUUUCACUUGCGCAAGCUUUGCACUGAAUUGGACUUCAAUGAACAAUCUCAAAUAGUUGAUAUGUGGCCAAAGUUAAUGUCUCAAAAUUGCGUAAUACGGAUGUAUGAUAUUAUUGUACAGUGUGUGACGGAUACGAAUUCUAAAAAAGAAGCAUUGUUCAAUCUAUUCAUGUCAGAUCGUAAAUCAAAUACUGCUAUAGGAGGCGAUAGUCCUCUUUUCCAUCUCGAAUUUACUUCUUUCUGUCAUCCGACAUCUGAAAAAUUUCCAGUGCCAUCAAACAUCACACAUCUUUUACUUGGUCCAUUUUUUUUCGUAAUCGAUCAAAGAACGAUUCGAUGGCUCUUAUUCGUAUUUGAUGACAUUAAAUAUGCUUUGCAAAUCUCAAAUGCAAUGCCUGAAAUCACGAAGAUACCCAAAACUUAUCUACGCGUCAAUUUGCUUAUGCCCAAGAUAAUAAUACCGUUAAGAGAGCCGUUUGUACCGGAUAAGCGUUUCGCACGUAGAAUUGUGAUAAGCAUGAACACUUUACUGGCUACCAAUUGCAAAGCAGUUUCCAGCGACGAAUCAGAUUCGUUUUUCAAGUCGAUUUCAUCGAAUAUAAUUGAUUUCAUCGAUUAUAUUGACUUGCUGGUUGGCAAAGAACAAUUGAAAGAAUUCAUCUUUCAGUUGAAUCAAAAUUCGUUUGAGGAUGAUGACCAAGCUGAGCGGAUUUGGAUAAAUACAUCACCGGUUCAGAUAAAUACAGAUUUCGGAGAAGGAAAAUGGAGUACGCCCUUGCUUGCUGAUGUCACUUUUCAUGCGCUUUUUGAUGUAAGGCCAAUGAAGGUAAGCGUGGCACUGCAACCGAUGUGGAAAGUUCGGAUUGCGGUUGAUCAUUUUCAGUUUCUUCAAAUCAUGCAUCUGAUUUCUCGCAUAUCGAAUUUCAUGGAUCAACUUGUUAGUGAUCGGAAAUUUUUCUCUACUCACCGUAACAAUGGACAUAGUACAACAAUUGAAAUGGUUUGCUUCUUGGAGGAGAUUGAACUUAAUAUUAUACUACCUAAUCAACCAAUUCCAACUCCGUAUGAUCUUCAAGAAACAGUGGUGCCGCAAUCGCCAGCGAUAUCUUCAGAAAGCUAG
This is a messenger RNA of Cercopithifilaria johnstoni, 2268 nucleotides long. The record is from the annotation of a GenBank genome assembly. Lineage: Eukaryota; Metazoa; Nematoda; Chromadorea; Rhabditida; Onchocercidae.